AUGUGUUUCCUCGUACGAGUCCAACUCGUCGCGUUGGUGGUUUCGAUCGCGUCGAUGCCAAAAAUUGCUGGCCAACAAUGCUUCGACGACGGCAAUGAAUUUUGCAUCGACGAGAACGACAUACUGUCGGUGGAUCUUCUGCCUGGAUCGUUCCUGUUCGCGGAUCAACAAACAGCCAAAAGCAAAUCGACGGACACCGACGAUAAAGCGGCCGACGGGUCUAUCGACAACGCGUUGAAUGAUAUGGACUAUCACAGGAAAAGGAUGAACGAGUAUUUGUGCCACGGUUACAUGGCGGAGGAAAUUUUUAAAUUAAUAAACACGCCCAGAGUUAAGAGGCGUCUCGGUACGCCGGAAAAGAAUGAAUUUAAAGAUUCGAUGGACGACGACAACGUUACUAUUCACGACAAAAUGUUGGCGGACGAGGGAAGUUUGAAGUAUAAAAAGUGGUUGCAGCGGAGAACCACGUUAGACGACGUGUAUCGCCACUAUAUUCCCCACAAGAAGAUGGAUAAAAUGCAAGGGCAUCGAGAUGGAAUGAUCGAGGAAUUCGAUGGGGAAGUUACGGGUUAUGCGAUGCAGGCUCCGUUACCGUCCGGAAAAGUUGGUUUCUACGAAGGACCAAACGAAGAAGACGAUCACAUGUUGUCUUCCUCUUCGGGGCACAAUUUUUAUUACGGCCAAAACUAUGGUCACGGGGGUGACCACCAUUUCUUACAUCACACCGAAUCGUUCCCCGCCAUACACGAGGAACACUAUUACACGGCACCGUAUUAUCACGACCACGAAGAGGAAUAUCACAAACCUUACUAUCAUAAAUCGAAAGGAAAUGAACUCUCGAUAAGAGACUUCUUCGAAAUUGCUCUCACGGCCUUAGCGUUUCUAGCCUUUGGAUUAUUCAUUAUACAUUUAUUAAUGAACGCCACGAAUAGUAUGAAUACAACCUCUCCCACAUUGGUAACCACCAGUAGACGCUUCAAGAGGAACAUUGAUGGUUUGCCCUUUUCGUACGACAGCAACGAGGAAUUGAACGAGCUCUCUUACAACGUUUUAAGGUCCAUUGAAGCUGCUCUUGUCGCUGACAUGGACUCUGGGAAUUGUCUUCGUAGAAUCCUCUGCGAGAACAAUCGACGAUCUACGGAGACCAAGGACGCGCGUAAAAUUUGGGUACCAGUUUGGAGUCUAGGAAUGAGCUGGAUCUCUGGCAGAGUAUUAAAAGGAUCCUCAUGGUCGGCAAUGAUGGAUUCUGUGAAAGCAUCCGUUCUGGGUUUAGGCGGAGUCGACUGUGUAUCUCUGUAUCCUAACUGUGAUCUCAAGAAACAGAGGAUCAAGAGGGCUCGAAGACGCAGAAAAUAA
Molecule: messenger RNA, 1356 nt
Organism: Colletes gigas
Lineage: Eukaryota; Metazoa; Arthropoda; Insecta; Hymenoptera; Colletidae
Exons: 6
Coding region: 1-1356 (451 amino acids)
Source: RefSeq, a predicted model, not a curated record